AUCACGUCGCCCAGUGGAGCUAGCUAGAGAUAAAGUUUAAGGGAAGAUUAGUACAGUUUGCAAGCAUGUUGUGACGUCGAGGCACAUUUGCAAUCGUUGAAACCGACACCGUUUUUGUGUUGUUAUUGAAGUCAUUCUAGUCCCUAGGCAAAAUAUUGCCAUAUAGUGCUGGUCCAGCAGCAGAAGGUGGAUUUACGCUACAUGUGAAGGGUUGAAUUCUUGUUUUGUGAAAUGAAAGUGAAGUGCUUGCUUCGGUUAGUUUGAUGGACUCCAUCUUGAAGAGCAGAAAGCGUUUGGCUUUCAGUAGAUCGGUGGUUGUAGCAUUAUGUUUAGGUUUCAUUGGAGGCAUGGUUCUGCAAAGCAUUACCGGUAUGCCACCACUGCUUGGGGAUGGUCGCUUUGUUCUGGACGCAGCAGGUUCUAGGUCUAUACAACCUGUACGGCGUUGCGACUGCGUUCAGAAUGCUACUCACGAAAUUCAACCCCCUAGUGGAGUGCCUUCAACCGGGACUGGUGUCCAAAAACUUGAUCAAUCCUCGCCACCACCUUGUUGGCGAAACGAGACGGUCGAAUUGGUGCCACCAUCAGAAGGAAGUACAAACCAAAUCGGGUCGCAGAAUUGUUUGAGAGAUGAGAGUGAAUAUGAAUGGCGAGCUGUCAAAAAGCUGCCUCAGCAGUUCAUUCAUACGAAUUCAGACUACCAUCGCCGUAAUUAUACCAAGCUGCCGCCUCAGGACAAGCCUCCGCUGAACAUGAGUCUCCUUGCAAUGGCAGUUGGGUUCAAGCACAAGACCCACGUCGACGCCAUCGUUCGUAGGUUUUCCGGAGAUCAUUUUCAAGUGGUGCUGUUCCACUACGAUAAUACCGUCGACAAGUGGAGGCAAUAUGACUGGUUCCAGCGAGUGCUGCACAUCCAGAGCGAAGGCCAAGGCAAGUGGUGGUUUGCAAAACGUUUUCUGCAUCCAGACGUGGUGGCACCAUACGAAUACAUUUUCAUCUGGGACGAAGACCUCAAUGUUAAAAAUUGCGACCCUCACAAAUUCAUUGACGUGAUGAGGAGGAAUGAGCUGCAAAUCGCGCAACCAGGACUUGAGGGAGUUUCACACUGGCCGGUGACGAGACAUGUAAAGCAUCCUCAAAACGAGACAGAGAUACACCUUCGCACUUCCAUGGGAAAAUCAAACGGCCAGCCGUGCUCGAAUACCAACAUCACAGCCCCUCCAUGUGCAGGGUACGUAGAAAUCAUGGCCCCGGUGAUUGAGCACAAGGUCUGGCGUUGCGUAUGGCACAUGAUUCACAACGACCUAAUCGGAGGCUGGGGUCUCGACUUCCUCCUACACGUAUGCGUGGAUGGACCUCCGGAGAAGCACAUCGGCAUUGUGGACUCUCAAUUCGUGGUUCACGACGACGGACGCUCUAUUUACGCGAAGGCUGAAGGAAAUCAAACUGCCAACGCCGCGAAUGAUUACGGGAAAGCGGUUUUGCGAAGGAACUAUUGGGAGCUUGAAGAAUAUUUUAAGAGAUGGGGAGCAGCAUUAUCAGCGAAUAAUACUAAGUCAUAGCAUGCAAGCCUUCUUCGAACAUCUUAUGGAUAGAAAUCACGCUAUGUGCAUUUUCAACAAUUAGAUAUUAUAAUCCUCAAAGAACUUUAUUUAGAUGAAAACUGUAUAUUAGAGAUUCUGAAACACUUGGAGAAUGAAAAUUCAUGACUAGCUCGUACCAAAUUGUGAAUCGAAUAAAUGUUUCUUCCCCUGGAUUUACAAAAAAAAUUGGUAGAAAUGAAUUUGUAUAUAUAUGCAUAUGCAUACGUAUUUUUUCAUUUAA
Physcomitrium patens is the source of this 1824-nucleotide messenger RNA. RefSeq lists its product as uncharacterized. Lineage: Eukaryota; Viridiplantae; Streptophyta; Bryopsida; Funariales; Funariaceae. The record is from RefSeq and is a predicted model, not a curated record.